This is a messenger RNA of Cicer arietinum (chickpea), 3167 nucleotides long. RefSeq lists its product as uncharacterized. The record is from RefSeq and is a predicted model, not a curated record. Lineage: Eukaryota; Viridiplantae; Streptophyta; Magnoliopsida; Fabales; Fabaceae.
GGGAAGAAAAAAAAAAACCAUUAACCAGCAGAGCAAGAGGUAGUAGUAAAUUGGGGCAAAAUAGUUUUAAAGGGCUUUGACAGAUGGGUCACUGUGCAUGGUGACGGACGGUAAUCUCAGAUUCAAAUUCUUCAACUUCUUUUCUCCAAUCAUGUAAUUCGGUUUCCACUGCACGCAAAUAUCUCUUAUGUCAUUUCUUUGCUGUGUUAAACUUUUUGUUUGAUUCGAAACGCGCGCAGGUUCUAGGGUUUCGAUUUUCGAGAUUUAGGAGCUGAAUUGCACUGAAUUUUUGAAUUUCAACUGUUUUCGGAUUGCUCAGCUUCUGUAGAUCCGUGGCGGGAUUUUGCUCACUUCGAAAUUCUGCGACUCAAAAAAAUAAAAUUGAGAGGAUCCAUUUCCAAACUUUGAGGUACAAGGGGUUUCCUGAAGCAAAGGUGGCUUGCUACAGAAUCUAGUCAUUGUGGUUAAAUCGUUUGUCUUUUAGCUAAGUGUGGAGGCAAACUUAUCAAGAGUUGGAAAUGAUGGAGUGCAACAAAGAUGAGGCAGUUAGGGCCAAAGAAAUAGCAGAGAGGAAAUUUUCUGAAAGAGAAUAUAUUGGUGCAAAGAAAUUUGCUCUCAAGGCUCAAAAUUUGUAUCCUGAUUUGGAGGAUAUUUCCCAGUUUUUGACUACUAUUGAUAUUUAUAUCUCUGCUGAGAACAAAGUAAGUGGAGAAAUGGAUUGGUAUGGUAUACUUGGAGUGAGCCCCUUUGCUGACGAAGAGAUUGUUAGAAGGCAGUACAGGAAGCUAGCUCUCACCCUUCACCCUGACAAAAACAAGGCUUUAGGUGCAGAGGGUGCAUUUAAGCUGGUUUCAGAGGCAUGGAGUUUGUUAUCAGAUAAGACCAAGAGACUAGAAUAUAACCAGAAGAGGAGUGUGAAAGGCUUCCAACAUAAUACUCCCAACCGUGCUGGGCCUCCAUCCGGUGCACCAAGUUCAAAUGGUUAUUAUCAUUAUAAAAAGAAUGCAACUUCAAAUGCAAGGACUGGAAAUAAUAAUGCUCGGGCACCUGCAACUUCGGUCCCUCCACAGAAAAAGGCUGAAACCUUUUGGACUAUCUGUAAUCGGUGCAGAACACAUUAUGAAUAUCUCAGGGUUUAUUUGAAUCACACCCUUCUAUGUCCAAACUGUAAUGAAGCUUUUGUGGCUGUAGAGAGGGGUCCUCCUCCCAAUGUUUUCAAGCCAUCAAGUUUGUCCUCCCAUCAACAGCAUCAGAGUUCUCGACGUCAAGCUGGAAGUAAUAAUACAAACCUUCAGUGGGGUUCUCACUCCAGAAUGGCUGGUUUUGGUAGCACUGAUGGAUCGUCAUCUGUUGCUGCUCAAGCUGCGAGUGUUGUGCAGAAGGCAAGUGAGAAAGUGAAGAGAGAGGGAGCACCAUCAAUUGCUGAAUGGGAGAGGAUUCAAAUGUCUAAGAGGGCUGAUGGCUCUUUUCAUAAAGUUGAAAAACCUAUGAAGAAAAUGAAGACAGAUGAUAUUCGCAUUAAUGGUUAUGCAGGAUAUAUGGCAAGUCAUAUGGCUACGGGACAUGGAGCAGCAGGUUUGGGCAGUUCCUCUGAAUCAGGAAAGGCCAACAUCGAAACAGAAAGGAUUUAUGGGUUUUCAGGUCUUGCUGGAAAGCAUUACAGCACGAGAGAGUUGCCAUUGUUUGACUUACGAAACAUGUUGAUCAAUAAGGCACAAAAUGAAAUUCGUAAGAAACUUGAAGAAUGGAGGUUAACGGCUGAAGCUAAAGUUAUCAACAAGGACAAAGAGAAUAAGAGGCACAAAAAUACAUUGAAUGACAAAACAACUGUUUCAGAGAAGUAUCAACAGUCCAAUGUUAAUGGUAAUAAGCAUUUUGAUAUUGAUUCUUUACCUGUCACGUCUGAUGAUACAGUUAAGAAGAGCCAAGCCUAUGUUACAAUCAAUGUUCCAGAUCCUGAUUUUCACAAUUUUGACUUGGAUAGAGCUGAAAGUUCCUUUGCAGAGGACCAGGUAUGGGCUGCUUAUGAUGAUGAUGAUGGAAUGCCUAGAUAUUAUGCUAGAAUUCACAAAGUGAUCUCAAUAGAGCCGUUUAGAAUGCGGAUCAGUUGGCUUAACUCUCGAAACAACAGUGAAUUGGGCCCUAUAGAUUGGGUAGGUUCUGGUUUUUAUAAAACUUGUGGGGAUUUCAGGACCGGCAAGCAUGAAGUAACUGAAUCAUUAAAUUCAUUUUCGCACAAGGUUAGGUGGACUAAAGGCACUAGAGGAGUUGUCCGCAUCUUUCCGGGAAAGGGGGAGGUCUGGGCUCUUUAUAGAAACUGGUCUCCUGAUUGGAAUGAACAUACUCCAGAUGAAGUGAUACACAAGUAUGACAUGGUGGAGGUGCUUGAUGAUUUCAGUGAAGAGCAAGGUAUAUCAGUUACUCCCCUUGUUAAGGUUUCUGGCUUUAGGACAGUAUUUCAAAGGCAUAAGGACCAGAAUGAGGUUAAGAGGAUUCCUAAAGAGGAGAUGUUUCGAUUCUCUCACCAGGUUCCUAAUCACUUGCUCACCGGCAAAGAAGCUCAGAAUGCUCCAAUGGGUUGUCGAGAGUUGGAUCCAGCAGCUACUCCUUUAGACCUCCUUCAGACAGAAACAGAAGCUAAUGAGUCAACAGGUAAUAAUGUUUAGAAAGCCUGAGGAAGACACAUAACCCAUUGUUCAGUUCACCUGAAGAACAUGCAUUUGGAAUUAGAGAGAGAACGCGUCAAAACCUUGUAGAGCAGAAAUGUUCAAACGAGGAUUGUAAACAUAAAUGGAAUGGUAGAUGACAAUGCACAACAUGGUGUAACUGUUGAAUCAACAGGCUUGGGAAAUUGAAAUGCAAAAUCGAUGAAAAUACACCCUCUUACUGGACUCGCUUGAUUUUGUAAGCCUGGCCCAGAUAGUUAAUCAAAGUGAUCCACAGCUUUUCGGUUUUUAUUGUAUAAUUUUUCAUACAUAUUAUUCCUUGACUUUAUAUGGAUGUCCAUACUCAUGGUGAACCCAGUUAACAUUCAUCAAUCUGCAAGCAAGAUGGUUAGACUGUUCUGGGAUUUCACGCUUUCUGUGUCUGGGGACAGGCCUAUUCUAUUUAUGAGUUUUUCUUACAUAUGAUUCAUUUUCUAAUUGCAGUUUUAUACGUGAUGCUGA